AUGACGCUCUCUGUGCCUGAUCAGCUUGCUCAACUCGAAGCUGCGCGUCAAAUCGUCCUCGCGGAUGCCGGUCUCUACCCUCAAAUCGUACAAGGUAUCCUGCCCAUCGUUGGGGCAAAUGCUCGACUCGAGCUACGAAGAUGGGGUGCUGAGUUCCUUGCCGAGACCUUUGCUAGCCCUACAUUUGCAUCGUACCAGAAGGAGAAUUCGGCUGUUGGGGUUCUCCAAAUACUGAAGGAUUUGCUGGAGAAACCGUCGGAGGAUGCUGCAGUGGUCAAGAGUGUCGUGCAGACUGCAGCAAGCAUAUACUGCCUAGUGUUCCGCUACAUCAUUGCGAACCCGCACGAUGUGCCAGUAUGGAAUCAAAUGGCAUCGAUCAAGUCGAAUAUAUUGAAGAGAUGGGACACUGCUGCUACGGGAGUCCGAAUAUGCUGCAUCAAGUUUGUACAAAAGGUCGUCCAGGUGCAGACACCAGGUGUAAUCGCAGACCCAAGGCGUCCGGAUCAGAACGAGGUCUCCAUUGCUUUAGUCCCGCGAGAUCAUCCAUUGAUACCACCCCCAAGACUGGAGCCUGAAGCAUCAGGACUGCUGGAUAGACUUCUCAAUGCGUUCAACGAGGACAAGAGUGAUGCCGUUCUUAUCAACGCAACCCUCAAUUGCCUUGGCACACUCCUCCGCACUCGCCAGUCCAUUGCCAACAAAAUCAUUUCCGCAAUCUUGACCUUCAAUCCAAUGAAACAAGCCAACUCGCCCAUGACUCCCAAAGUCAGGGUCCAGAUCAAGUCUAUGGAGCGUACGACAAGGGCGUUGCUUAUGAAUGUUCUCCGAAGAAAUGAGAACGGUCCAUUUGUAGAUCGAAUUAAGGCUUACGUGGACCGUCUUGCGCGAAUUCGCUUGGAUGUCUUUGAUGAAGGAAGUCGGAAGAGAGGACUGCCUAGCGAACCCACUGACGGUCUCGAUAAUAACAAACGACGACGUCUCGGAGCGGAAUUGCUUGAGCGGCCAGAGCCUGAACCUCUCCCACCUGGUCCCGUUAGUCUCGGUCAGCUGUUCACACUGACAAAGGAUCCGGCUCUGGCAACUUUCGACGUAACAUCACUGACCCUAGAUAUAAUGGUCAGGAUCAUCCCACCAGUCCUCGUGCGCAUUGAUCAACAAGCUCUGGACCAAGCUCUGAACCACGUCCGAGCUCGCUACCUAUCGCUUACCAAGCCACCACCACAAGCUCUUGGCGACGAUGAAGAGGAUUAUGAGCCUGACUUUGAGCCCAGCGAGGAUAGAGAGCAAAUCAUCAACAAAGCAGAUGCUCUACCACCUGAAGACCCGCUGCAGUCUCCCUCGGAAGUUGCUCUUGGGCCGUUCAAGCUUCCGCAACCUCCGCCCUUAACCGCUGAGGAUACCAUGCAAAUAGGGAAAGGGACCAUCAGCCGGGUUUUUAGCAUGAUGAAUGUUCUAGAAGAAGCUCCUUUAGCCAAGAAGCAGAGAUCGGGGUUGAACAGGCUGGCGGGAAGUAGUUACGACAAAGAGGCUUGGACCACGGUCAUCACAAGACUGGCGACACGCGCUUCUGCUGGGCUAGAUGAUGACAGCAGUGAAGACGAUGACUCUAAAACAAUGGUCGAGAAACAGGUGGCAGGUUCCAGCUUGAGCGAUGGGAUCCGGCAAACACUUUGGAAGUUCAUCAUCGAGGACUUUCGGACCAGGAUACCGGUAGCAAUUGCAUGGCUGAAUGAAGAAUGGUAUAAUGACCGAAUACAGAAACAAAGCAGGGAGCAGCAGAACGACGGAGUGACUCUGCCAAAGCCAAAGCAGCACUACGGGAAAUGGAUGCUCAGGGUUCUAGACGGGAUUGUGCCAUACUUGGAUGCGAAGGAUAAGCACUUGAUCAAGUUCCUGUCAGAGAUCCCAGAAAUCAACGCAAAUGUGCUGGGCCGUGUCAAAGGGCUCGCGAGGGAUCCGGAGAGAGUUCAAUUGGCGGUGAACUCCCUACUCUACUUGAUACUGAUGAAACCACCAGCCCGUGACAUAGCUAUUGAUGCGCUAGAGGAUCUGUGGCGGAACUACGAUGACGCCAAAGCUCCUACCGCGAAGCAUCUUGCAAAGUGGCGGCCACAAGUCUUAGCUUCAGAGAGAAAGCCGAGCCCAGCCCCAGCUCCAAAUGGCGUACAACAUCCCAAAGAGUCAAAACCCACACCUUCGUCUGCACCUUCCCCGCCCGUUGAAGUCGAGGGCGAGCAGAUGAAGAACAGCCAAGCAGGCCAAGUCGUGGCAGCAGCUGGAUAA
Molecule: messenger RNA, 2283 nt
Organism: Letharia columbiana
Lineage: Eukaryota; Fungi; Ascomycota; Lecanoromycetes; Lecanorales; Parmeliaceae
Exons: 7
Coding region: 1-2283 (760 amino acids)
Cellular component (GO): mRNA cleavage and polyadenylation specificity factor complex
Source: RefSeq, a predicted model, not a curated record